CUCUGUCUCUGACAGGGACUAGUGUCCUCAUUGGCGUCGACGAACAAGGCACGACUCUCGCCGUGAUUGUGAACGUGUGCAAACGAGAAACAUAAAAGAGAAAAAAAAACAUGGGCAACAAAGGCAAGUCCACCAGCGACCGCAUCAAGCGAGCGAGACAGCACGCCGCGGACGCCACGGGACUCGCGGAAAAGAAGCAGCAGGAGAUCGACCAACUACGGCGCCAGCUCGCCGCCUUUACCUCCAAGGCGUCGCAAACCUCGGCUACUCCCCCUCAACGUGGCACACCCGCGAGGCGGACCCCGGCUCCCCGUCCAGGUCGGGAACAACAGCCCGACCAGGAGGAAAAAGGGGACACGCCUGACGGGAGCAACGAGAACAGCGACGGCUCGGAGAACGGCGACGACAACAACGGCGGCGACGACGGCGACGUUGACGGGGACGUCGACGGCGCCGGCGGCGACAACACUCAGGGCAACAGCGAUGGCUCGGAGGACGGCGACGCGGAUGAGCGUGAUAUGCACAUCAUGCGUCAGCUUCUCGAAGAUUUCCGGGAACAGCGACUCUCCCCUCAGGACCGCAAGGCCAUGAUGGAAGCUGCUGGCGGCCAGUUCACCGAAUUGAUGCUGCAGCACCACACGGAGAAGUCCAACCCGCCCGGAUGGUUAGUGUCCCUCUUCCGCCCUACCCUCUCAGCGGCCUCCGCGGAACAGGUCACUCAGCUGAAAAACACGGUGUCAUCCAAUACUGCUAUCAUCAAAGAUCUUCAGACGGAACUUUCCAAGCUGAAGUCAGCGGUGAAGCAGCCCCCUAACCGUGCCUCCAGCCAGGGUUCGUACAGCAAGCGGGCUCGCACCUCGGACAAAUCGGCAACCACCCCUGCUUCCAACCAGAAGGGAGGGGGGGAUCAAUGCCCCUAUCCGGGAUGCAAGUUCCGCCACACUAUCGACAAGUGCGCCCUAAAGAAAAGUGACGAGUCCCGGGGCUUCAAGCGUGUAGCAAACUGACGAGGCCCUUCACGGGAGCCCUCGCCCGCAGGGACACGGACUGCUAGUACACCAUUUGCUGAUGAAACUCACUUAGCACAUGUUGCCCGAGUAAAUUCAGCCCCGCGUGUACCCAACGGUAGAAAUUCGAGGGAAUCAUUUGUUCCUCGGGCUAAGGGAAGUGGUUUAAAAUCCGUACGAGGAUUAUCUAGCAGUGAGUCUGAUACUCAAGUAGCAGCGUCUGCCCCGGUAUCGUUCAAGAAUCAGCCAAGUAGCAACGCAGGGAAGAAUAGGCAAACCAAACGCACUCGUGCGUCAGGACCUAGGUUAGCCCCGCAAGCCCNCUCCGCCGUUACCAUAGUAGUGAAAGCUGAUGGCACUCCCAGAUUCUGCGUUGACUAUCGCUCUACGAUCAAUAAAAAUUUAAUUCGAAAAUCUUGGCCCAUGCCAGAUAUCGAAUCCCACAUUGAUACCGUUGGUGGUGCGAAAUAUAUCAGUUUGCGACAUUCAAAACGCGUAUCAUCAAAUGGAAAUACCAGCAGAAGAGCAAGAUAAGACGGCUUUUGUAACACACAAAGGGAAAUGGGUCUUUAAACGCCUCCCCUUCGGAAUUGCGAAUGCUCCCUUCUUGUUUGCCCGUAUGAUGUCCCUAGCCUUUUCUCACUUUGGACCACGCAGUGGACUUCUAGUGUACAUGGACGACAUCAUCUGCUGCAGUUCUACUUGGGAGAGCCAUCUAACNUAGUGGAUCUCAAUAUGCAUCGUUUCAUACGUCUGCACUUAGUAAAUAUCCACAACACCCUAAUGCGUUAAAUUCGUCCUCCAAGAGAGUGCGAAUUCCUGCCCGAGUUAGUAAUUACCCUGUGUCCGACCUUACUAUCGACACAGCCGCUGAUGUACCAUGUAUAUCAGCAUCCUUUAUCAAAUCGCACCCAAAACUGCAACAUCUACCUCUGAACCCUGUGCCGCCAGGUGCAAUUCAGUUGAACAGUGCAGAUGGGUCCGCAUUAGAAAUCCUAGGUUACAUUCGUUUCAACCUUACACUGGGAGAUAUCACUUUACCAGUGGAGGCCCUCUGGUGUUACCAAACCUAGGUAGGUCCGGAUAAAAUGUUGCUCGAUAAUAGCAUAAUGAAUGCCUUUGGCGCCGUACUAGACUGGUGCGGCGAGCAACUUUCGUUUAAAAAUUCCACAAGGAAAAUUCCGGCAAAACACCGACGAACGAAUAGUCAAGCAGGCCCAAAUGAUAGUGC
Ectocarpus sp. CCAP 1310/34 is the source of this 2238-nucleotide messenger RNA. NCBI's taxonomy places the organism in Eukaryota, Phaeophyceae, Ectocarpales, Ectocarpaceae. The record is from the annotation of a GenBank genome assembly.